Molecule: messenger RNA, 498 nt
Organism: Drosophila ficusphila
Lineage: Eukaryota; Metazoa; Arthropoda; Insecta; Diptera; Drosophilidae
Gene: mRpS33
Product: 28S ribosomal protein S33, mitochondrial
Exons: 2
Coding region: 117-458 (113 amino acids)
Cellular component (GO): mitochondrion
Source: RefSeq, a predicted model, not a curated record
AGCAAUCAGCUGGCGCUUGUUUUUGUUUCGUGACAUAACCGCAACUUAUUAAUCGUAAAAUAUUAGCAAUUAAUUACUUAAAACAAACGUUAAAUACUACAAAUUAUUUAGGAAACAUGUCCCACAAAUACACCGAGCUUAUUAAGCUCGGAACCCAAUAUGCUCGUCGCAUGAACUACCUCUCAAACCGCAUUUUCGGCGAAGUUGCGCGCACCACUAACGAUAAAUCCAUGAAGGUUGUUCGCAUGUUCGCCGAAGAGCCGAUUCACAAACGGGACUACGUGAUCAACUGGUAUCCGCGCCACGUGGAAACGCAUUUGCUGAUGAAAAACCUGCGCGACUACGGAUUAUUCCGAGAUGAGCAUCAGGACUUCAAAGAAGAAAUGAAGCGUCUUCGUAAGCUGCGAGGCAAGGCACCACCCAAAAAGGGUGAGGGCAAGCGGGCCUCCAAGAAAUAGUUCCAUAAAUAUACAAAACAAAACGUUUUUAUUGAACGAA